AAAAAAUAAAAAAUCAUGGAGAGUGUAGAAGAAGGAUUGUUAUUGAAAGAAAGGGAGUUAGUUAAAUUGAGAUGGGGAGUAAUUUGGGAGGAAGUGAAAGAAAUUGGUUAUUUGGCUGGUCCUAUGAUAAUUGUGACACUUUCACAGAUUUUUUUGCAAACAAUAUCAUUGAUGAUGGUUGGUCAUUUGGGUGAACUUGCCCUCUCAAGUACUUCUAUUGCUAUUUCUAUUGGUGGAGUCACUGGCCUCAGCUUACUUUUGGGAAUGGGCACUGCACUAGAAACUCUUUGUGGACAGGCUUUCGGAGCUAAACAAUAUCAAAGACUUGGUACUCAAACAUACACAGCCAUUUUGUCUCUCUUCAUUGUUUGCAUUCCCAUCGCAGUUUUAUGGCUAUAUGUGGGGAAACUGCUUACUUUCAUGGGGCAAGAUCCUCAGAUUUCUCAUGAGGCCGGCAAGUUCAUUAAGUGGAUGAUUCCUGCUCUCUUUGCUUACGCAAAUCUUCAGCCACUUAUUCGGUACUUUCUAAUGCAAAGUAUGAUUGUUCCAAUGCUCAUAAGCUCUUGCAUUACAAUAUGCUUCCACAUACCGUUGUCUUGGGUGCUAGUGUUUAGCUCUGGUUUAGGUAAUAUUGGUGCAGCAGUGGCUAUUGGUUUAUCGAUGUGGUUGAAUGUCAUAAUCCUUGCUUCAUACAUGAAGUUGUCUCCUGCUUGUGCAAAAACCAGUGCACCUGUGUCAUGGGAGGUCGUCAACGGAAUGAGAGAGUUCUUUCAGUUUGCUAUCCCUUCUGCUGUCAUGAUUUGUCUUGAAUGGUGGUCAUUUGAGCUGCUCAUCUUACUAUCCGGACUAUUGCCGAAUCCCCAACUUGAAACUUCAGUACUAUCGAUAUGCCUGAAUACUAUUGCUACCCUUUAUGCAAUUCCAUUUGGUCUCUCUGGCGCUGUAAGCACUCGAGUUUCUAAUCAAUUAGGAGCUGGAAAUCCUCAAGGAGCUCGCGUAUCCGCGAUUUCUGUAAUGCUCAUUGCGGCCACAGAGACAAUACUAGUAAGCGCAGCUGUAUUUGCUAGUCGAAACGUAUUUGGCUACAUUUUCAGCAACGAGAAGGAAGUCGUGGACUAUGUAGCAAACAUGGCUCCCCUUCUAUGUCUAUCAGUCAUUACUGACAGCCUUCAAGGAACCCUUUCAGGUGUCGCGAGGGGAUGUGGUUGGCAGCAUAUCGGAGCCUAUGUCAAUCUUGCUUCAUUUUACCUUUGUGGCAUUCCUAUCGCUGCUUCAUUAGCGUUUUGGCUCAACUUUCGAGGAAAAGGCCUGUGGAUCGGCAUACUUUCUGGUGCAGCUCUGCAAACUAUUCUACUUUCUGUGAUAACAUGCUGCACAAAUUGGGAAAAACAAGCUGCAAUGGCAAGGGAGAGGCUUCAUGCUGAUGAAAAAUCAUCAGUAGAUAACAUGCUGUCGUAAAAAAAUGUAGAAAAUUCUCUUCGAAAAUCGAAAGCCUGAAUAACAAGAGGCCAAGUGUCAUUUCUGAGUUGUUAGCGGAGCCAUGACAACCAUUGAGAUGACCUCGAGAUAUGUGCUACACUUAUUGUUGAGGUCGAGGAUUACAGUAAAAAGUUAGUAGGUAGUUAAGGGUUAUUGUACUUCUAGUUGUACGAUUUAGGUACCAUGUAAUUUCUUGUCUCCAAUAUGUAUUAAUAUAUGUUGCUACAUUUGUUUUGUGCAUUGCUA
Solanum verrucosum is the source of this 1725-nucleotide messenger RNA. Its product is annotated as protein DETOXIFICATION 12-like. Gene Ontology annotation, biological process: xenobiotic detoxification by transmembrane export across the plasma membrane. Lineage: Eukaryota; Viridiplantae; Streptophyta; Magnoliopsida; Solanales; Solanaceae. Gene Ontology annotation, cellular component: membrane. The record is from RefSeq and is a predicted model, not a curated record. Gene Ontology annotation, molecular function: xenobiotic transmembrane transporter activity; antiporter activity.